UCCCCCAGCCGGCCCGGUGAAGCGCCCUGCACCUCGUCUGCCGGGGGCUGAGCCGCCGGGAACCUCCCCGCGUCUCCAUGGCGAAGCGUCGCAAAGCAGCCGCGCAGCACCCAGCCCGGCUGGUGCGAGAGGCCCAGCGACGGCCUCUUCUAGCAAGAAUGGCAGAGCCUGGGCCCGAGGCUCCGUGUCCUUCUCAAUGCGGCCACAAGAUCCUGCCAACAGGUGAUACCGAUCGGGAUUCCUACGCCACCACGACGAAGACUGCGUUCACACCUAAGACAGGAGCAGUGCCUGCUUUAAUUAGUCAGAAAAGUACCAGAAGAUUAGGAUAUACAUAUUCACUUAGUUAUCCUGUUCCCAACCAGACACAGUACAAUGAUGAGUAUGUUUGGAAAUCAUAUUCUAAAGAAGAUUUGAUCAACAUUGGAACCUCAAGAGGAAUCAAGAACCACAAAUCUUAUUACCCCAGUCAAUUGGUGUUGUAUGAUGUGCCUCUGAACCAACAUUUUGUAGCAAGAAUUAGGGAUGAACUCGCUCCAGCUCAAAAGAUUAAGCAACAUUCUCAGAUGUUUCUGGAAUGGAAAACCUUACUUCCCCGACCAGCAGACACUGAAUCUCGAUGGAAUUACCAAAUUCCAGCUAAAAUUCCUGAGCUUCAGGAUUUUAGUUUCAAAUAUGGAUGUUACUCAAGCCUACCCAUUGCUUCUCAGGGUCUAGACCGACAGAUUCUUGAUCGCUUUAUUUACUCUUACUGUGAUGUUGACAAAGGGACAGAUUAA
Lagenorhynchus albirostris (white-beaked dolphin) is the source of this 779-nucleotide messenger RNA. It is a transcript of the gene TEX26, whose product is annotated as testis expressed 26. NCBI's taxonomy places the organism in Eukaryota, Metazoa, Chordata, Mammalia, Artiodactyla, Delphinidae. Gene Ontology annotation, cellular component: cytoplasm. The record is from RefSeq and is a predicted model, not a curated record. The coding region runs from base 78 to 779 and encodes 233 amino acids. The transcript has 6 exons.